This is a messenger RNA of Phymastichus coffea, 3222 nucleotides long. RefSeq lists its product as uncharacterized. The transcript is spliced from 13 exons. The record is from RefSeq and is a predicted model, not a curated record. The coding region runs from base 347 to 2269 and encodes 640 amino acids. Gene Ontology annotation, cellular component: cytoplasm. Gene Ontology annotation, molecular function: oxidoreductase activity, acting on the CH-OH group of donors, NAD or NADP as acceptor. NCBI's taxonomy places the organism in Eukaryota, Metazoa, Arthropoda, Insecta, Hymenoptera, Eulophidae.
GUCAUUCGAGAAGCCGAUCGCGAUAACGCUCGACGUGUUACGCGCGAAGCCUGUCCUUCUCGAAAGAGAAACGAGCGAUUAUUAUCGCGAGACGUCCACAAGGCGAAAAGCUCUCUCUCGCAUUUUCCGUGAACCGGCGCGGCGCAGCAGUGCAAAACGAAGAAGCAGUACCGGCGUCGAUAUCACGCCAACAAAGUGGUCGGGGCGCGUGCCGGCUUUAUCUUCGCGUCUCUCUGCCAUCGGCAGCAGUAUAAAUUGGCGGGCGUGCACUAGCCGAGGAGCAGUUCUCUCCGUACGAGCGCGUACAUCCCAGUGACGAGUCGCGCUGCCGCUGCUCGCCCGGACGAUGAGUAAGUUGGCCGCACUUUCCUCAUUUGGCACUCGGAGGCCGCUCGCGCCGUCCGUACAAGCUGAACGCCAACGUGGUCCCGCAGUGACUGCCAGGCCGAACCGAAGCGAGGACAAGGCGGCGAGGAUGUCGCGGCGCUCGUCCGACGACAGGGCGCGCGAGCUCGAGAUCGCCGGCGUGGUGUCCGGCAGGAACGUGCUGAUCACCGGCGGAGCCGCGGGCCUCGGCCACGCCUUCGUCGGCCACUUCCUGCAGUUCGACGCCAACAAAAUCUGCGUGCUCGACGCGGACGAGGCGUCCGGCAAGCGGCUCGCCAGCUCCGUCGACAAGUCGCACGGGCCCGACAAGCUGAUCUUCGUCCACGCCGACGUGUCCCGCCACGACCACGUACGCGCCGCCUUCGCCGAGGCGGACAGCCUGAUGGGCGGCAUCGACAUCGUCGUGAACAACGCCGGCGUACUCGACGAGCGGCGCUGGGAGCGAGAGAUCGCCGUUAACUUGGCCGGCAUGGUGUCGGUGGCGACGCUGGCCAUGGAGCACAUGGGCCGCGACAAGUCCGGCCGCGGCGGCAUCCUCGUGAACGUCGCCGAGCACUCGGACACGCGCAGCACCGUCCAGCUGCCGGUCUACACCGCCACCAAGCAGGCGGUCAUCGGGCUGUCGCGGUCGCUCGCCGCCGCGUGCAACGCGCAGAGGACCGGGGUGAAAGUGCUCGCGCUCUGCCCGGGCCUCACCGAGACGGCCCUCACCAUCGACAGCCCCAACAAGCUCUUCUCCAGGUUCAUGAAGGCCGACUUCGUCAAGAACCUCGAGCAGCUCGCCAUACAGACGCCGUACGUCGUUGGCCAGGGCCUGAUGUCGAUUCUGCGCUCGGCCGAGUCGGGCUCCAUUUGGGUGAUCCAGAACGGCCAGCCGCCGUACCAGGUCUUCGUGCCCAACUACCGUAGCCUGCGACGCCUCUACAAAGACAACUUCACCGUCAGCGACACCUCCAGACACUCGAGCAAGGGACGACCUAUUCGCGAGGUCUGCGACAACACGAGGACUGGAUUGAUGAGCUGCGUCAGUCGCAAGCUCAGCGCAGCCGACGGCGCGUUUCCGUCUUUCGAGCGCUCGCCUUCGAAAAGGCACAGGCCGACCAUGCAGAUCAAGGACAAGAGGGCGAUGAUCGUCGGCGCGAGCAACGGCCUGAGCUUGGCCUUCGGCAAGGAGCUGUUGCGCAACGGCGUGGCGAAGGUGCUGAUGGUGGACCUGGACGCGGCGAGCGGCGAGUCUCAGGCGGAGAAGCUGAACGAGGAGUUCGGCAGGAACCGCGCCUCUUUCCUCGGCUGCGACGUGACCAAAGGGCCCGAGUUUGACUCGAUCUUCAGGCAGGCGGUCGGCGAGCUCGGCGGCCUCGACAUCGUCGUCAACAACGCCGCGACGAUCGACGAGGUCAACUUCCUCAAGACCAUCGACACGAACGUGACGGCGGUGUUCCGCGCCAACAUGCUGGGCGUGCAGCUCAUGGGCAAGGACAGCGGCGGUCGAGGCGGCGUGAUCGUGAACGUGGCCUCGGUGCUCGGGCUCGAGGCUUUCCCCCAGCUGCCCGUCUACUCGGCCACGAAUCACGCUGUUAUCGCCUUCAGCCGCUCGUUCUCGCAACCGUAUCACUUUCAAAGGACCGGCGUGAGGAUCAUCGUGCUCUGCCCGGGACUCACGGAGUCGCCGCUCCUCGACAACUUGAGCAAGGACGAGUUCGUGGAGAGACCCGAGGAGCUCGUCCAAGCUAUGAAGGAUAUACGUCCGCAGAGGGCUGAGAGCGUCGCACACGCGCUGGUUUACGUGGUGAGAUGCGCGCAAAACGGCAGCGUUUGGAUCACCGAGGACGGCAAACCUGUCUACGAGAUUCAGAUGCCGGAUACCCUGCCCACCAAGUGAAUCGGCGACGCAAGUUUUUUCCCCGCGCCUGUUACGAACCAAUCGCGCGCGCUCUCUCUUUCUCUCUCUCUCUCUCUCUCUCUCUCUCUCUCUCUUUCUCCAUCGACACCCAGCGUUAGUUUUAAGCCGUUCAUCAAUAAUUUGUAACACUGCGAACUUGUCGUGAUCGAAUGAAAAGCAAUAAAUUACACUGAAUGUAUCAUCACGAAACGCGCGUUAGGUCGAUGUUUUUCUUCGAUUAUCCCCAAAAAUGUUCAACGGACUCGUGAAAAUGUCCACGUACGGGCGCGCUCGUCGGUAGAGCCGAUCGAUAACUUUCGAUAAUCCAGACGGUGACGCGGGCGCGUCGCAAAUCUUCAGUGUGCCGCUCGACGAUGACCGGUGUCGCUUCGAGGCGGAGGUAAGAGCUCGCUCGAUAUAGUUGGCACUGAGUCACGAUCACCGAAUGCUCGUGCACCUCGGCGCGCGUCGCGCCGACAACGACGACGACGACUGCUAUAUAUACUUGAGUCUGCACUUCGGCGGCACUUGGCAGGACGAGCCUCUCGCCUGGGCCGCUCUCGGCUCGUCUACAGCGUGAUCGUUCCUGUCAUUUGCCUCUGCGGCAUCCUGGGAAACCUCGUCAAUCUGUUGGUCCUGCAGAGACGGCCUGGCGCGUGGAGUGUUCUGGAAGCGAGCUGGUUGGAUGGAGUACGACGUGUUCGUUUACAUACCUCUGGGCUCGAUCUCGUCGAACGUCGCUGUCUCGGCUGCUGUUGGUGUGGCCGUAGAUCGUCUUGUCAUCGUUCUCGGGGAACUCAAUCCAAACAACAUUUUCACAGUCCGAUACAAUAGCAGCGACCUGGAAGCCGAAGAUCAUUAGAGCAACCUAUCGCACGAUAAACUUGAAACAGUUUAUUUUUAACAACCAACGAAAUGCUAAUUCCUCGCGUCGAUCAGAGACGAGUAUUCCU